CCACCACCUUUACAACUCUGCCAAUAGCCCAUCGCCCUCGCUCAAUUGCAUCGCCAGCUGCUAUCAUGGCACAGGACCUGCGCUCCCAGGAGAUCAAGAACCCCGUUGAUGUCGCCGAGUACCUCUUUCGCCGACUAAAACAAGUUGGCGUCGAGUCGGUCCACGGCCUGCCCGGCGAUUACAACCUCGUUGCCCUCGACUACAUCCCAAAGGUCGGCUUGAAAUGGGUCGGCAACUGCAAUGAACUCAAUGCUGGAUAUGCUGCCGAUGGCUAUGCUCGAGUAAAAGGCAUCUCUGCUCUCGUCACCACCUUUGGCGUCGGUGAGCUGUCGGCUGUCAAUGCAAUUGCUGGUGCUUACUCUGAAUACGUGCCAAUUGUCCACAUUGUCGGCUACCCCUCGACCGUGUCCCAGAAAAAUGGAGCGCUGCUUCACCAUACCCUCGGAAAUGGCGACUUUACCGUCUUUUCGCGCAUGUCCAAGGAGAUUUCGUGUGCCGUGUCCAUGCUCAACCACCAGCACGAGGCGGCCGUGCUGAUUGACAAUGCCAUCCGCGAGUGCUAUCUCAAGUCGAGGCCCGUCUACAUCUCGCUGCCGAGCGACAUGGUGACGAAAAAGGUCGACGGCGACAGGCUCAACACUCCGCUUGACCUGGAAUUCCCACCAAACGACCAAGAAGCCGAAGACUACGUCGUCGAUGUCAUCCUCAAGUACCUCCAUGCCGCCAAGAACCCCGUCAUUCUGGUCGACGCAUGCGCCAUUCGCCACCGUGCCCUCAAGGAAACGCAUGAGCUCGUGGAAAAGUCCGGAAUUCCCACAUUUGUCGCGCCAAUGGGAAAGGGCGCAGUGGAUGAGACGCUCCCCAACUAUGGCGGUGUGUACGCAGGAAACGGAUCCAAUGCUGGUGUUCGGGAACGCGUCGAGUCGUCUGAUCUCGUCCUCAGCAUCGGCGCCAUCAAAUCCGACUUCAACACAGCCGGCUUCACCAUUCGCAUGUCGCAGCUGAAUACCAUCGACUUUCACAGCUACGGCUGCAAGGUGCGCUACUCCGAGUAUCCUAAUGUGCGCAUGAACGGCGUGCUUUCCAAGGUUGCGGCCAGGAUGGGCAAACUGAACAUUGAGUCUGGUCCCACGCCCAACAACGAAGUGCCCCACGCUGAGACGACGUCGACCGACACAGCCAUCACGCACGCCUGGCUCUGGCCAAAGCUUGGCCAAUGGCUCAGGAAGGACGAUGUUCUCAUCACCGAGACGGGUACUUCCAACUUUGGUAUCUGGGAAACGCGCUUCCCCGAUAAUGUAACGGCCAUUUCACAGGUCCUCUGGGGUUCCAUUGGCUACGCAACGGGCUCAUGCCAGGGUGCCGCUCUCGCAGCAAAGGAACUCAAUAUUAAGCGCACCAUUCUCUUUACGGGCGACGGCUCCUUCCAGCUGACUGCCCAAGAAGUCUCGACCAUGAUCCGCAACAAGCUCGCGCCCAUCAUCUUCGUCAUCUGCAACAAGGGCUACACCAUUGAGCGCCUAAUCCACGGCUGGGAAGACGCAUACAACGACGUUCCUGAGUGGAAGUACAAGGAAAUUCCCGCCGUUUUUGGUGCUCCUGAAGGCGCUGUCCUGACAUAUCGCGUCGAGACCAAGGACGACCUGGAGAAGUUGUUCCACGACGAAGAGUUCUCUAGCGGCGAGACACAAAAGAUGCGUUUUGUUGAGCUGGUCAUGCCGUGGGACGAUGCCCCUGCUGCGCUCAAAGCCGUUGCUGCUGCGGCUGCAAAGACGAAUGCUGCGUGAUGUCAUGUUUGAUACGACUGUUUCGUUUCUUUCAUUCUAGGUUUACAAGUUGCAUUGAAACACGGGCUUUACGUUAUGCAUUUAAUUGAUAGAGGUUUCUGAACGUAGUAUAGAUGAAGAGUUAUGAAUUAUGAAUGUCAUUUCAAGGUUAUGCAGUGAUAUUA
Messenger RNA from Exserohilum turcica Et28A, 1951 nucleotides. RefSeq lists its product as uncharacterized. Gene Ontology annotation, molecular function: thiamine pyrophosphate binding; carboxy-lyase activity; magnesium ion binding. Bases 66 to 1787 code for a protein of 573 amino acids. The transcript is spliced from 3 exons. NCBI's taxonomy places the organism in Eukaryota, Fungi, Ascomycota, Dothideomycetes, Pleosporales, Pleosporaceae. The record is from RefSeq and is a predicted model, not a curated record.